Messenger RNA from Hydractinia symbiolongicarpus, 1826 nucleotides. RefSeq names its product bcl-2-like protein 1. The transcript has 2 exons. Gene Ontology annotation, molecular function: protein homodimerization activity; protein heterodimerization activity. The coding region runs from base 382 to 963 and encodes 193 amino acids. The record is from RefSeq and is a predicted model, not a curated record. Gene Ontology annotation, biological process: extrinsic apoptotic signaling pathway in absence of ligand; regulation of apoptotic process; intrinsic apoptotic signaling pathway in response to DNA damage. Lineage: Eukaryota; Metazoa; Cnidaria; Hydrozoa; Anthoathecata; Hydractiniidae. Gene Ontology annotation, cellular component: mitochondrial outer membrane.
ACAUUUGGCGCCUCGCUGUUACUGGGAAGGGGAAGAAGGAUGAAAAUGUUUUAUGAUUUUUUACCUUCUGUUUUCAAUAAGGUUGUUUAUGGUUAUUUGAAAGUGACAUACAAAUGAUUAACCACUGAAAAUCUUAUAUUAACUUUAGAAGAAGAUAAAACAGAAAAAAAUAUCCAUACAGAUUUGUUUUCUGGCUUUCUUCGACUAAAGUUUAAAGAGAAAUCACACAAUUUUCUGUAAUAACAAUCUCUGGUUUGUAAUAUAAACCAAGUUGCACUGUUCAAAAGUUCACACUGCAUACUAAAAGAAGUUAUAAAAUAUUUUCUGAGUGAUAUACAUACAUCGGUUAAACUGGAUAUCUUAUGUGCAGUGACAACAAUAAUGGCUGGAGCAUCUGCUCAAGAAGAUGAUGAAUACAGAGAAGUGAUAAAAAGUUUUGUUGGUGAAAGACUUAGAAGGAAUGGUAUUUUUAUUCCAGGUUAUGAUACUGAAGAAAAUCUUGGAGAACCAAGCUUAGAUAUAGCUUCAACUUUACGUAGAGUGGGUGAUGAAUUAGAAGCUGUAAAUUCUGAAUUUUUUGGACAUAUGUGUGAGCAACUGCAAAUUACACCGAACAAUGCCUAUCCCACUUUUCAAGGCAUAUGUGAUGAAAUAUUUGUUUCAGGAAAGAAUUGGGGUAGAAUAGUAGCAUUUUUGACAUUUGGUAGUAGAUUUGCUGUACAUUGUGCAUCUAGGAACGAUUUGGGUUAUGAUUAUGUUGACAGAAUUGUCAGUUGGAUAUCAAAAUAUAUGUCAUUACAUUUAGAUUAUUGGAUGAAACAGCAUGGAAGCUGGGGAGGGUUUGUUGACUUCUUUCAAAAAUCCGAUGGCAAUACUAAUGGAGGCAGUAAUCAAAAUGGCUUCAUAGUGUCAGCACUCGCAGGGUUAGGUAUAGGUGCACUUCUUAUGAUGACCUUUAAAUAAAUGGCACGUACAUGUAGCUUUUGACAUGAGUACAAGCUUGCGAGAGGUGACGUGUUGUGUUGGUAACCAUGAAACGAUUAUGAGCGCAAUGUGUAACAUGCUUGCCCUUUGCCUUUGAUGAAACGCAAUGGUAGAGAGACAUUUAGGCCAUGGUAAUCGCCUCUUAAAAGAUCUUUCGAUGUCAUUCUUGAUCCUUUAAUGCCAUUUCCUCGGAUACAUCUUAAGGAAUAAAAUGAUAUUUCUAUAAAGACAAUUGUGCCUCGAUAACCCAUGCUUUGUUGUUGUUUUUGAUGUGUAUGCAGAAAUUUAAUUGUUGCACAAUUUCCGUCGUGCAUACAGCUCUUUUUACACUAGCAACCCAGCUGUUUUUAUACUAGCAGUUAAUUCUUCGCUUUUAACGUGAAAAUAUAAAUAGCGUCAUUACCUUGGUCAUUCCAAUUAUUUAAACGCUCUCACAUUCAUUAUGUUACUAGUGAUCCCGGCACGUUUUUGUCUUGUUUAAGAAUCUAAUCAUUAAUCACUUAUAGCAAGAUGGACACAUUACGGCGAAUUAUUAGUUCGUUGUUAACUUGAACUUGUUUAUACAUAAUAUUUAUUUUAUUGUGGAUAAUAUCGUGGAAACUAUUAAUUCAUACUUUUACGGCUACCGAAAAAGUUUAAAACCUACCACGUCUUCUUUUCUUCUAUUUUUUAUAUGCUAGAAGCUUAACUUUCUCAAGUCGGCGUCCGAGUGUGAAAACGGAACUUCGUCGGUGCCGUAAAAUUAUCUAGGUGUGCAUUGUAUGUAUGCGAUAUGCGUAUCAUAGUAAAGAGAAAUCUCUUGAUAUUUUUAUAAUUUAAGUAAAAAUGAAAAAAAAACCACA